UUGAUAUAUUAAUUGCUCUUUCAUGUUUUGAAGAUAAAGACAUGAAGUCAUCCUUAUCCACCACCAAAUCCUCCUCUUCACCUAUCACAAGUGAUUAUGAAAAAGGUGAUGGAGUCUUAAUUGAGUCAAGAACAUGGGUAUUUUCUGCUGUCUAUAAUAAACAAAUUCAAACAACUAUUGACAAUAUUGGUGGUGUUGUAGGAUUUUUAGAUAAUGCUGUUUCACCACAUUCAGAUAAAGACUCAGAUUCAACUCCUGAAUUAGAAUUGAUCUUGAUGAAUUCCUCAGGGAUAUAUAAAUCAAUUAUUUAUCCACAAUUCAAAUAUAGAAUUCCAGAGUCCAUCAUGAGUUGGUACAACAUUGAUUACAAAUCAUACAAAGAAUUUUUAUUUCCUCCAACUGUUUAUCUUGAUAUUAAAAAACUAUUUCAAGAUGAUCCAUGCACAAAAUAUUUGGAAA
Entrophospora candida is the source of this 459-nucleotide messenger RNA. NCBI's taxonomy places the organism in Eukaryota, Fungi, Glomeromycota, Glomeromycetes, Entrophosporales, Entrophosporaceae. The record is from the annotation of a GenBank genome assembly.